Telopea speciosissima is the source of this 1038-nucleotide messenger RNA. Its product is annotated as WEB family protein At5g55860-like. Bases 1 to 1038 code for a protein of 345 amino acids. The record is from RefSeq and is a predicted model, not a curated record. The transcript is spliced from 2 exons. Lineage: Eukaryota; Viridiplantae; Streptophyta; Magnoliopsida; Proteales; Proteaceae.
AUGGAAAAUGCCCGCGCUUCUGAUCUGGAUUCUGUAUUGCAAAAAGUGGCAGAAGAAGAAAGCACUCUUAGGAGCUUGGUGGAGUCCCUUAAAGUGGAGCUGGAAGCAGUGAAGAAGGAACAUGCUGAACUAAAAGAGAAGGAAGCAGAAACCGAAUCUAUUGCUGGGAGCUUGCAUGUCAAGCUCCAGAAAAGUAAGGGUGAGCUUGAGGCAGCCCUUACUGAAGAAUCUAAAGCCAAAGGUGCUUCUGAUGAGCUGAUCUCUACCCUCCAACAGCUAUCGUCAGAAUCUGAAAAUGCAAGAAAGGAGGCAGAAGAAACGAAGAGCAAUGUUGAAGCGCUAAAGAAAGAAGCCGAAGCCACCCGGACUGCCCUGGAAGGAGCGGAAACGGCACUACAAAUUGCACUGAAAGAGGCAGAAGAAGCAAAGGCAGCAGAGGCAAUGGCCCUUGAUCAGAUUAAGUUAUUGUCUGAAAGAACAAACGCAACUCGUGCUUCAACAUCAGAAUCUGGUGCAAUGAUCACAAUCUCACAGGAGGAAUUUGAGUCUUUUAGCCGGAAAGUUGAGGAAUCUGAUAAAUUGGCUGAAAUGAAAGUAGCAGCUGCAAUGGCUCAGGUGGAAGCAGUAAAGGCUGGUGAGAAUGAAGCACUAAAGAGGUUGGAGGCAGGCCAGAAGGAGAUUGAGGAGAUGAAGGCUGCAACAGAGGUGGCUUUGAAGAGGGCAGAGAUGGCAGAGGCAGCAAAGAGGGCUGUUGAGGGAGGGCUACUGAGGUGGCGUGAAAGGGAGCAAAAGAAAUCUGCUGAAGCUGCUACUAGAAUUCUUGAUUCAGAGGUUUCUGCACUUUCAUCGACACAAAACGCCAUGGUUCAGAAGCAGAACCUACCAGAGAAGGUUGUUGGCGUCCGUAAGCUGGAUAAAGAAAAGACAUCUGUCUCAAAGAAGGUACUGUUGUCCAAUCUCAGUGGUAUCUUCCAUAGGAAGAAGAAGUAUGUUGAGGGUGGGUCUCACUCUUACCUCCCUGGGGAGAAACUCGUGUGA